This is a messenger RNA of Prosopis cineraria, 874 nucleotides long. Its product is annotated as DNA polymerase II subunit B3-1. The transcript has a single exon. Gene Ontology annotation, biological process: regulation of DNA-templated transcription. Bases 71 to 490 code for a protein of 139 amino acids. The record is from RefSeq and is a predicted model, not a curated record. NCBI's taxonomy places the organism in Eukaryota, Viridiplantae, Streptophyta, Magnoliopsida, Fabales, Fabaceae. Gene Ontology annotation, molecular function: protein heterodimerization activity. Gene Ontology annotation, cellular component: nucleus.
ACCAUUUGGAAACCCUAUCUUCUGUCCAUGUUCAAUGCCAAUGAGUCCACUCAUUUCUCCAAACCAGUAAAUGGCGGAAGAAGAGAGAGAGAGCUCAAUGCAACCAGAAUUUCCGACUGGUCGGGUGAAGAAAAUCAUGAAGCUGGAUCCCGAAAUCCAGAGAGUAAGUUCAGAAGCCUUGUUCCUGGUAUCAUGCUCCACCGAGCUCUUCCUCCGAUUCAUGGCUGAAAAGUCUGCACAAGUCGCCGUCGAGAAGAAGCGCAAGAUUGUGAAGCUUGAACACCUAAGAAUCGCUGUCAAGAGGCACCAACCAACCAGCGAUUUUCUGCUUGAUUCUCUUCCUCUGCCGUCUCUGCCCGUUGAUCGCCCGACCAAAGAUCGGAGUCAAUCUAAGGAUGCUGAUAAGCCACCUCCACCAGGUGCUCGCCGUAUUGAUCAUUUCUUCCGAAAGCCCGAAGACGAAGCGUCAGAACCGAGGGAUGAACCUUAGGUUAUGUCCAUAUGACGGAACAAGCAAGAAGGGGAGCAGAGACGUUUUUUUGCUUUAUAUCGUCACUAAAGCUGAGAUGACUUGGUAUAAGCACGAAGAUGAGAUUCAAACUCCCAUAAACGGAUGUUCUCUUUCUACAACGUUAUUAGAUUAGUUUAUCUUGGUUUUUGGAUUAAGAUUAUGAUGCACAUCGUGUCCUGCAAUCCAAGAAUGGCCUGUUUUCAGAAUUAUAAGAGGAGAUUUGUAAUUUGAUGUCAAUUUACUAGCUUAAUGUAAUGAUGAUGCACUUCUCCUUUGAUGUUUCCUUCUAUGCGGGCAUACAAAGACUCGACACUAUAAAUAUUGCCGGAAGAUUUGAUUAUUUACACUAAUUUGGCACCUAAA